AUGAUUUUAAAAAAAAAUAAAUAUAUCGUAUUAACAUUUUUAUUGGCACUUUUUGAAUAUUUGUGCCAUGAUGGCAAAUACAAACUGAAAAAUAUCACAGACAGGGCGAAAUUUCAGCACAAUGAUUUAUCCUUAAUAUUGUCGCAUUUGUACAUAAAAAAACUACCUUUCGUUAAUGCCCUUUUUGGAAAUGAUAUGAGCAGUGAUGGUAGUGACAGCUGUAGGGACAACCCGGCGCUGGGAAGGUGCCAUUUCCCAGAAAAGGGCUCCUGUAGCAGGUAUGUUAACGGUGGAGUAAAAAAUAAGAAUUCUCUUUUUAGAAAUAAUUAUAGUGUAUUAUUUUCUCAAAACAUAAGAGGGCAUUUUCGAAUUUUAAAUGAACAAACAGAAGGGCGUUUUGGUGGAGCUACAAAGACAGACUUGCAAAAUGAACAUGUACAGAAGGAUGCAUAUGGUCAACCAUUGUUACAAGCACAACCUGAGGUUAUUUCACCUGGAGUAGGUGAAAAAACUCUUCCAGAAAGAGAAAGUCCAUUGAUAACUGAAAAAACAAGAAAACGUUACUUAGAUAUUUGUAAAAAAAUACGUAGUAAUCAAUUUUCAUACGACAAUUGUGAAAUAUUUCAUAAGUCACCAGAAGUUACAUUAUAUAAAAAUUUAUUAGAUGAUAAAUCAGAAACAAGAUACGAUUUAAUUGGUUACGGUACCUUAAAUGAUGUGUCUCUUUAUGGUAUGAGUUAUGCUUUAAAUAAUGUGGAUACAAUUAAAAAAUGGAAUAAAAAUAUAUAUAUAUUGAAUUAUUUAAAUAUAACAGAACCAUCUAUAUUAGAGAAAUAUAAUAUUAACGAAAAAAUUAAUGCUAGUAAAUUAAUUUUACCAAAUGAAAGUGAGGCACCGAAAGGAAAUAGGAAAUAUAUGUAUUUAGUUAAUGGUUUGCCAUGGCCUUUUAAAAGUCAUGAUACUAUAUAUGAAGUUUAUCAAAAUUAUAAUGAAGAAGAGAAUAUGUUAUUAAUUGCAAAUAAAUCAGUUAAUGAUACCUUUUUAAAUAAUAGUAGUUAUACAAGAAUUUCGAAUUAUGAAAAUUUUUUUUGUAUUUAUCCAAAAAGUAAAAAUUCAUAUGAAAAGGGAUUAGAUUAUGUUAUAUCACUUUAUUAUGAUGUAAAUAUACCAAAAUUUUUACAGAAUAAUAUUCUUAAUCAAAUAUUCCCAAGCUUAGUUUACAGUUUAUAUAACUCAUCAAAAGCCAUGACUGAAAAAGGUAUGAACUUUACCGAAGAGGAAAUAAAGAAAAAUCCUCUUCCCUUUGAAUUAAAGGAAGGAGAAGUUAUAAAUGAACUUAAUGCUGCACAAGCAAAUAGCAAAAGUGCACAGUUAGAUAAAGCAUCUAGUGGGGGAGCCUCCAUUUUAAGGAUAAUAUUCAUUGAUCCAUUUACUUUUGUAUGGACAGCAAAUGUAAGUUUGUUCAAGAAAAUAUAUGUCUUCAUAACCAGUAUGUUUUAA
This is a messenger RNA of Plasmodium malariae, 1500 nucleotides long. RefSeq names its product StAR-related lipid transfer protein, putative. NCBI's taxonomy places the organism in Eukaryota, Apicomplexa, Aconoidasida, Haemosporida, Plasmodiidae. The transcript has a single exon. The record is from RefSeq and is a predicted model, not a curated record. The coding region runs from base 1 to 1500 and encodes 499 amino acids.